UGAGUCACAACUGCCGACUGCCGACUGCCGAGUGCCGACUGCCGACGGUUAUUCUGCAUUUCUUGUCUUCUUGAUUUUUCGUCAAAAUUACGUAUCGUCAAUCUUUCGUGUUCUCGAUAAUUUGCAAUUUACACUUUUAUGGCAUUUAUGAAAGAUUUCAUAUAAAAGCUGAAGUUAAAGAACUAUUGAAAUCAAUUAUCUAAUAAAAUAAAUCGUAAAUUCGUAAACACGCAGUACAUAAGCUAUUCGAUUCGAAAUUGAAUUACUAAUAGAUUAAUUCUAAACUCCUACACAGUACUAAAUUCUGUCGAGUGAGAUGAAUUGUAAAUCGUUCUAUUAAUAAUUCCAUUGCCCAGUUGGCAGAGUUUAUUGUAUAAAUAAUAAAUAAUUAGGAUGGUAUUAGAUAAAUGUGAUCACACAAUAUUUUGAUAACUGAUAAACAUUAAAAUGAAGAAAAACUUCUUGAAAAGUAGCGUUGAAAACGCUUCACUCAACAUACUCUUGCAAAUUGCAUUUCGAUGUUUGACAUUUGUUAUUAACGCUUUUGUGUUGCGGCAUGUCUCUCAAAAUGAAAUAGGAAUUACCAAUGUCCGUUUAUUAUUGCUCGAGUCAACAAUUUUGUUUUUGAGCAGAGAAGCAUUUCGCCGUGCGUGUUUAACAGAUACCUUGCAUCAUAAUUGGCUCAAGGUCAUCAAUCUCAUUUGGUUCUCUGUACCAUUAUGUGCCACCAUUUGUGGAAUAUGUGGCUUCAUUUGGCUUCGAUUGUUGAGCCAACCUGAUAUUACAGUUACUACUUAUUAUGAAUUUGGUGUAUGGUCAAUUCUCAUAAGUUGCAUCAUUGAACUAUGCUGUGAACAGUUAUAUAUUGUAGCGCAAGCUUUCUUAUUUGUUAAGUUGCAGGUUGUACUAGAAAUAAUAAACAUUGCUGUUCGUACAAUUGUUUACACCACAAUGGUGUUGUAUUGGAAUGGCCAGAAUGCUGUACUAGCAUUUUCAUUUGCACAACUUGCAUCAGUCAUAGCAUAUACAAUGUCGUUUUACCUAUACUUUUGGUAUUAUACAAAAAAAAACAAAAAAGAUUUUCCAUUCAAAUCCAUGUGGGAAUUUUUUCCAAAUUUUACUGGAAAAAAAUGGUCUGAAUGUGUCGAUUUUUCAUUACUAAUGUUGUUGUGGAGUUUCUUGAAACAAGGAUUUAUGAAACAACUAUUGACUGAUGGUGAACGUUAUGUAAUGACAUUCUUUAACACAUUACAAUUUGAUCAACAAGGUGUAUAUGAUGUUGUUAACAAUUUGGGAUCAUUAGCUGCUAGAUUUUUGUUCAAACCUGUUGAAACAGCAGCAUACUUUUAUUUUAGUCAACUUGUUCAAAGAGAAGUGCCGAUCCAAACACAAAUCAAACAGGAUUCAAACCGCAUAAAAGAAGCAGCUAGCGUUUUGGAAUGUCUGUUACGUGUCAAUAGCUCUAUUGGUCUAAUUGCACUAUCUUUUGGACAAGCAUAUGCUAAAUUAGCAUUAUUUAUCUAUGGAGGAUCAACAUUGGCUACUGGAAUUGGACCAGUGUUGUUACAAAUGCAUUGUUUGGCCAUUUUAUUUUUAGCUGUCAAUGGUAUCACUGAAUGUUAUGCAGCAGCUACUAUGAAUGUUGCUGAAUUAAACAAAUACAAUGUAGAAAUGGUUGUAUUAUCUGUGAUAUUUUUAUUUAUUUCUCUAUUGUUUUCUACACUUUUUGGCGGAAUUGGAUUUAUUUUUGCAAAUUGUUGUAAUUUUACAUUUAGAAUCAUCCAAUGUGGUCGUUAUAUUCUAUCUCAAUAUAAAAAUACUAAUUAUAAUCCACUUAAUGGAUUAAUGCCAAAAAAAUCAUUCAUUUGUUGUUUAACGAUGUCAACUAUUGUUACAAUGUACUCUCAAGAAAAAUAUUAUGAAGAAAACAAACUUACACAUAUUUUAAUAGGCGGUGCAUUGUUUUUAAUAACAAUAUCAGUUUGGUUGUAUGAAGAAAUAUCUACAUUUAAGUUUUUAACAAAAAUUUAUCGCUCAAAACACAAUUAAACUACUUUCCAAAAAGUUUUUAUGUUUUAAAAUCUUAUUAAAAUUAUAAUUUACUUAUUUAAAACUGAAACAAUUUAAGGAACAAUUAAAAGUGAAAAGUAAACUUUAACAAUUUUAAAGUAUGUACACAUUUCUAAUACAAUUCAUCUGUAGGAUAAUUUAAGUGACUUUAAAAUUUGUUUUUAAGAAUAUACUAUGUUAUACUAUAUUUAUAAAAAAAUAAAAUUUUAAUUAUUACCCAAU
This is a messenger RNA of Aphis gossypii (cotton aphid), 2292 nucleotides long. Its product is annotated as protein RFT1 homolog. The record is from RefSeq and is a predicted model, not a curated record. Gene Ontology annotation, cellular component: endoplasmic reticulum membrane. Gene Ontology annotation, biological process: glycolipid translocation; dolichol-linked oligosaccharide biosynthetic process. Bases 448 to 2049 code for a protein of 533 amino acids. The transcript is spliced from 10 exons. Lineage: Eukaryota; Metazoa; Arthropoda; Insecta; Hemiptera; Aphididae.